Messenger RNA from Phoenix dactylifera (date palm), 2569 nucleotides. RefSeq names its product protein POLLEN DEFECTIVE IN GUIDANCE 1. The record is from RefSeq and is a predicted model, not a curated record. Gene Ontology annotation, cellular component: endoplasmic reticulum membrane. NCBI's taxonomy places the organism in Eukaryota, Viridiplantae, Streptophyta, Magnoliopsida, Arecales, Arecaceae.
UUCACGAGAUUGGCAUAAUUUAUGGGUAGAUCUUGGUAUUAAAUACCAACGUGCUUAUCAUAAGUGGCCUGAAAACUUCUUCCCGAUUCCAAAAUUGAGCCUCAAAAUAUUUUUCAUCGAAUAAUUAUUUACUAUUUCUAAUUUUCUUUUAACAUUUCCGCAGAUUCUUUGCGUCCUCCAUGCACAAGAUGGAACUUGGACCUGUAGAUAAUUAAUAUCGGCAGAAGGACGUAUGGAAUAAUUAUUCCCAUAAAGAUUUUAUAUAAGGCGCCCCCGGCGGUGGCCGUUACUUCUCGCUUCGCAGGUGCUCCCCCCUAAAGUCGCCUCCCCGCUGUGAAAUCGCCAGCGCCGUGAUCCCCAUCUGGGAAAUUCUAGGGUUUCUUCCUGGUCCCCUCCUCCUUUCCUCUUGAUCGAAUUCCACCGGACUCCUCCGCCCAUGUCCAUCAGAUCCGGCGGGCGGAAGGUGUCCUUCGACCUCCUCGCCAGCGACAGUUCCGGCGACGACGGCGGCCUCUCCCUUCGGCCGGCCUCCGAUCCCUUCGGCGGCGAGUACGGCCGCUCGACCCGCCGGAAGCGGAAAUCCAAGGCAUCGAAGAAAGGGAAGUUGGCCGAGAGAGCGGCGGUGGCCGGGGAUCCAGGCUUCCUGGCAGGGUUGGAUCACCAGACACGGCCUUUGGCCGAGAAUGGUCACUGUGAGGAUGGGAUGGGAUUCGGCGUCUCGGAGAACAGAUCGGUGGUGGAGUCCGUUUGUGAGAACACGGUGGUGGUGCCGGCGCCGGAGCCGGAAAGCUCCCAAGGGAGCUGUGUUUCUUAUGUGGAAUUGAGGCAGAGGAACGUGAACGGGAGUGUUGGGGAUGAGCCGAGGGACGAGGAGACCAGCACAAGGGUGAGUUCUGCAGGACCAUGGAGGCCAGAAUCUAAAGGGAACAUCGGCACGCUGGCGAAAGAGGGGUCCUUGGAUUGGAAUCGGGUCAUGGCGGAAGAUCCAAAUUUGUUAGGAGAAGUCUCAUCGUCAGACAGUUCGCCCAUAAAAUACUUUAUAGGAGAGAUGUACGGUGGUAAUUCACUUAGAAGCACAAUAUCUACUGGGAAUGAGAAGAAACGACAGGGGGUCUAUAACACUAUGUUCCAUGUUCCAUGGAGAUGUGAACGGCUUAUUGUUGCAGGCUUCUUUGUCUGUUUGGAUUCAUUUCUGUCAUUGCUAACUAUUAUGCCAGCACGAAUUGUUAUGACCAUUUGGAGGGUGCUGCACACCAGGAAGUUUCAGAGGCCAAAUGCUGCCGAGUUAGCAGAUUUUGGUUGUUUCAUUGUGUUGGCUAUAGGAGUCAUUCCACUACAAAUGACAGAUAUCAGUUUAAUAUAUCAUAUCAUACGUGGACAAGGAAUAGUCAAACUCUAUGUGGUAUACAAUGUCUUGGAGAUAUUUGACAGACUCUGUCAAUCUUUUGGCGAAGAUGUUUUGCAAGUUCUGUUCAACUCUGCAGAAGGGCUUUCAAAUUGUUCACCAGAGAAUAUGAUAUUUCAACUAAUGAGAUUUAUCUUGGAUGAAACAAUAGCCAUCAUUGCAUUUGUUGUCCAUUCUUUCAUCUUAUUGGCUCAGGCUAUCACUUUAUCAACUUGCAUUAUUGCCCACAACAAUGCUUUGCUGGCUUUACUGGUGUCAAAUAAUUUUUCUGAGGUUAAAAGCAAUGUAUUCAAACGUGUUAGCAAAGAAAACCUUCACAGUUUGGUAUAUUACGAUAUCAUUGAGCGGUUCCACAUCACAACUUAUGUGUUAUUUGUCCUAUCUCAGAAUAUCUUGGAGGCAGAGGGUCCCUGGUUUGAGAGUUUCGCUACCGAUGCCCUCCAGGUUUAUGCGUGUGAAACAUUUAUUGAUACGAUCAAGCAUUCAUUUCUUGCAAAAUUUAAUGAAAUAAAACCCAAUGCAUACUCUGACUUUCUAGAAGACCUUUGUAAACAGAUUCUGAAUGAGAAGCCUGAUGAGCAUCGGAAAGAUCUUACUUUCAUUCCUCUUGCACCAGCCUGUGUGGUCAUCCGAGUGCUAACUCCAGUAUAUGCGACUGUUCUUCCCUAUGGUCCACUCCCAUGGAGGUUGAUCUGGAUCAUCUUCUGGUCAAGUCUGACCUACAUCAUGCUUGCCAUUUGCAAGAUGCUUGUGGGACUGAGCCUUCGCCACCUUGCCACUUGGUACAUUACUCAGCGGCUUGAGAGUAAACAACAUGUGGACUGAUACCUUCACAUACAUGAUUAGAGGUCUGAUGUGAGAGAAAGUUCUACGAUAAGGAUCAAGUCAAGCAGUCCAACAUUACCAGCUUACAGAUACCGUUGCUCACGGGACACAGCAGCUUCUUACCUUUGUGCAUAAAGCAUACAAAUCAAGAUAUACAUCAUUGUGCUCCAGUUCUUAUAUCCAUGGAGAUCAAAUUCAUAGCGGCUUGCUUGAAUUUUGCUUUUAUAUUGCUGCAAGCCCCAGUUAACGAUAUAGCAGAAAUAGUCCUGAGAUCAGGCAGAUCUGGGAUUCCUUUUACCUCUCUUUACCUGAAUGAAGUAGCGUAAUUCUUUGAUGAAA